AAUAACAUGUCUGUAUGUUGAUAUUCCGGAUUGUGAGGUGAUAAUUUGCAGUCUGAAGAAGCCCAUGGGCACUUUAUUGCCUCAUGAAGAAAAAGCAGACCCUAUGAAAAAUAUAAUAUCGUUCUUACAUCAACAUGACUUUGAUAUCCCGGGUGGGAAGGUUGAGGAAUCUUAUUAUGCACCGGCUCUUCGCUUGCAUGAAGUCUAAUUAUGUGAAAGGAACUAUUUGAAGUUUUUCCGCCUUCUUCUUAACAGUUUUCUGUCUAGAUCCGGCAUUGACGCUAAGUAUUGGAUUUUAAUCCAAUUUGCAACAGCUCUGAAGAUGAUCUGUCACCCUCGAGCUUCAUAUGAAGUCCACCACCCCGAUGAGAUUUUCUUACAUGACGUGUACUCAAAGAUAGUGGAUCAUUCACCUCGAUAUAAAGGAAGCUUUUUAAAGAUUGAUGUCCUUUCUCUCUACAAUGAGGUUUUAAGUCUCUGUUCACAGAGGAGUAGACAUUUGUACAAAUUGGAUUCCUUGGUUAGGAAGGCUGCAAAGAUGAAGGCUAAGUUAGAAAACCAUCCUUCCGUCGAAGUGCCUAACGAGAGCAAGUCGAAAGCAGCUUCUGAGCAAACUGGAAAGCUUGAGGAAGGUAAUUCUGUUUUGGGUUCAGUGAUGGGAGAAUUAGAUGCAACAAGCACUUUGCUUAAAGAUAAAGAAUCUGAAGUUGUUACACGUCAUGACAGCGUCAGACUCUUGGAAGAUGAUGCGACUACCAGGCUCAUUGAUGUGACAAUUGAUCCUGAAGAGAAAGAAGCACCAGACUUGACUCUGGUGAUGAAAGAAGAAAAUGAAAACGAUGGGCUUCUGGCCAAGCUGAAUCAUCUCGAGGCUCUGGCACUGGAAGUUAGAAAAACUGGUGAGGAAGCCAACAAGGUCGUUCAAUUGAUUCACAAACUAGUAGAUGUGCUGAUGGAAAAAGUAAAUGAAAAUGGUGUCCUGCUGGAGAAGGUGAAUCAUCUCGAGGCUCAGCUACUGAUAGCCAAAAAAGCUAGCGAGGAAGCGAAGGCAGAGACCCCUGUCAACUGGAGGAUAAACCAUUAGACGGGCACUCGGCUGUGGCGACUGGAAUAGAAACUGAAAUUGGAAAUGUGGGUGGAUGGCGGCGUCAUUGGCGCUCAUUAGGGUGGUCACUAUCAUCAUCGCGGAGUCAAUCUUCAAAUUGGAAAUGUUUUCCUUCGUUUCGUUCUUUUUUUUAUAGAGGGAAGAUCUGGCUUUAAAGAAGAAGAAUUCCUGCACCUGUCCAUGCAAUACAAAAAGGGCGUCCCGUGGUAGUGUUGUUGAACCGCUAAUAGCAAAAUUCACUCCGUUACUUUAAUUAGAACCCAAUGCCUUCAGAUAAGGGCUCAGAUAGCUUAUGUUUAAGCUUUCACCUGGAUAU
Messenger RNA from Triticum dicoccoides, 1421 nucleotides. RefSeq lists its product as uncharacterized. Lineage: Eukaryota; Viridiplantae; Streptophyta; Magnoliopsida; Poales; Poaceae. The transcript is spliced from 3 exons. The record is from RefSeq and is a predicted model, not a curated record. The coding region runs from base 323 to 1084 and encodes 253 amino acids.